Salvelinus sp. IW2-2015 is the source of this 9799-nucleotide messenger RNA. NCBI's taxonomy places the organism in Eukaryota, Metazoa, Chordata, Actinopteri, Salmoniformes, Salmonidae. The record is from RefSeq and is a predicted model, not a curated record.
UAUGUUUUGGGCGAAGUGCUUCAUUUUGACGUUUCCUAUUUGAGAUAGAACCCACUCUCUUCCUGUCGGUGUCAGAGUAGUAACUUCACCAUAUUUAGUUGGUCAGAGCCCACAGAGUUGAGCACAGGCAACCGGGUGAAAAUCUUGGUCAUAUCGGCGAAUGCACCGGGAGUUGACAGCUAGAAACAGCGAGACUGGCGCUGUUGGAAAGUGGACAUCAGUGGAAACAAGGCUGCACAUCAAAACGGGUGCAAGCUGCCUAUCGUUAGCAGACUUUGAGUGAUAAGUAGCUGUCUAUUGUCGGAUGAGAAUUCGAACUAGUAGUCGUAGGUAGCUAGAUGGCUAGAUAGCUAAUUAUCGCCAACUAGCAAGCCUUAAACUCGAUUUCUUCUGGAUGUAAAACUGAAUUUAUAAGAUUUUUAUUCAGUAAACUGGUAAUAAACUAAAGAGCCCAGUGAAUCUGCAAUUAUGAUAUCUUGACAUUGUCUGUUAGCUAUGCUUGUCUCAAUCCAUUUGCUAAUCUAACAGCUGGCUAGUUUAUCAUCGUCGUUGAGGCUCGAGCAAGUAUCGCCGUGGCAGUGAAUUCUGAUUGGAUACCUUGAUCGACUUGCAGACACCGGGACACGGAAGACACUCAUCCAAAGGGAAUGGAAAAGGGGCCCGUUUGACAGUGAGCAGAGAAGAGAAUUCGGGGGAACCCGUAACAACUCGGUUGCAUCGCCUGUGCGGUGUUGUGAACUGCCGAUAAACCAGAUUGAACCAAGCAAGAGUUCCUGACAUUUGACAUCUGUGAUCCGGGGAGUGAACCGGGCAGGGACCUCAUGAAUGGAAAUCGGAACGACAGGAGCCGUUGGAGCCCAGCCCCUGUUCACUGUGCCACGGCGGCCUGGCUAUGGCACCAUGGGAAAGCCCAUCAAGCUGCUGGCAAACUGCUUCCAGGUGGAUAUCCCCAAGAUAGACGUCUACCUCUAUGAGGUGGACAUCAAGCCCGAGAAGUGCCCGCGCCGCGUCAACAGGGAGGUGGUGGACUCCAUGGUGCAGCACUUCAAGGUUACCAUCUUUGGGGAUCGUCGGCCAGUCUACGAUGGGAAGAGGAGCUUGUACACAGCCAACCCGCUGCCUGUGGCAACCGCAGGGGUGGAUCUGGAUGUCACUCUACCGGGUGAGGGGGGCAAGGACCGGCCCUUUAAGGUCUCAAUCAAGUUUGUGUCUCUGGUGAGCUGGCAUAUGCUGCACGAGGUGCUAACCGGCCGCAGCGUGCCUGAGCCCCUGGAGCUGGACAAGCCCAUCAGCACCAACCCAGUACACGCUGUGGACGUGGUGCUGCGACACCUGCCCUCCAUGAAGUACACUCCAGUGGGUCGCUCCUUCUUCUCAGCCCCAGAGGGCUACGACCAUCCCCUGGGAGGGGGGAGAGAGGUGUGGUUUGGUUUCCACCAGUCUGUACGCCCCGCCAUGUGGAAGAUGAUGCUCAAUAUUGACGUGUCUGCCACGGCCUUCUACAAAGCCCAGCCAGUGAUCCAGUUCAUGUGUGAGGUCCUGGACAUCCACAACAUAGACGAGCAGCCCCGACCUCUCACAGACUCCCACCGGGUCAAAUUCACCAAAGAAAUCAAAGGUCUGAAGGUGGAGGUCACACACUGUGGCACCAUGCGGAGGAAGUACCGUGUUUGCAAUGUGACCCGUCGGCCCGCCAGCCAUCAAACGUUCCCUCUGCAGCUGGAGAAUGGUCAAACGGUGGAACGCACGGUGGCCCAGUACUUCAGAGAGAAGUACAGCCUGCAGCUCAAAUAUCCCCACCUGCCCUGCCUCCAGGUGGGGCAGGAGCAGAAGCACACCUACCUGCCCCUGGAGGUGUGUAACAUAGUAGCAGGGCAGCGCUGCAUCAAGAAACUGACAGAUAAUCAGACGUCCACUAUGAUCAAAGCCACGGCUCGCUCUGCACCUGACAGACAGGAGGAGAUCAGCCGGCUGGUGCGCAGUGCCAACUACGAGUCUGACCCCUUUGUGCAGGAGUUCCAGUUCAAGGUGCGCGACGAGAUGGCCCACGUGACGGGGCGUGUGCUGCCUGCCCCCAUGCUGCAAUACGGCGGCAGGAACCGGACGGUGGCCACCCCAAGUCACGGGGUGUGGGACAUGAGGGGCAAACAGUUCCACACGGGAGUGGAGAUCAAGAUGUGGGCCAUCGCAUGUUUCGCCACACAGAGGCAGUGUCGCGAGGAGAUCCUCAAGGGUUUCACAGACCAGCUGCGUAAGAUCUCCAAGGAUGCUGGGAUGCCCAUCCAGGGCCAGCCGUGUUUCUGUAAAUACGCCCAGGGAGCUGACAGUGUGGAGCCUAUGUUCAGGCACCUGAAGAACACCUACUCUGGACUGCAGCUCAUCAUCGUCAUCCUGCCUGGAAAGACCCCAGUCUACGCGGAGGUGAAGAGGGUGGGAGACACUCUCCUAGGAAUGGCCACUCAGUGUGUCCAGGUGAAGAACGUGGUGAAGACGUCCCCCCAGACCCUCUCUAACCUCUGCCUCAAGAUCAACGUCAAGCUGGGGGGAAUCAACAAUAUCCUGGUGCCCCACCAACGACCCUCAGUAUUCCAGCAGCCAAUCAUCUUCCUGGGGGCGGACGUUACACAUCCCCCUGCUGGAGACGGGAAGAAGCCCUCCAUCGCUGCACGUUGGUGUUGUACUACGAGGCUGCUGGCCAUCCGCGAGGCCUCCAUUGGCUUAGAGAAGGACUACCAGCCCGGCAUCACCUACAUCGUUGGACGUAGUGGAAACAUUCCUGCUGGCACCACGGUGGACACGGACAUCACGCACCCCUACGAGUUUGACUUUUACCUCUGCAGUCACGCUGGAAUACAGGGGACCAGUCGGCCCUCCCACUACCACGUCCUGUGGGACGACAACUGCUUCACGGCCGAUGAGUUCCAGCUGCUCACCUACCAGCUGUGCCACACCUACGUGCGCUGUACCCGCUCCGUCUCCAUCCCCGCGCCAGCCUACUACGCCCACCUGGUGGCCUUCCGUGCCCGCUACCAUCUGGUGGACAAGGAGCACGACAGUGCGGAGGGCAGCCAUGUCUCUGGGCAGAGUAACGGUCGGGACCCCCAGGCUCUGGCCAAGGCGGUGCAGAUUCACCACGACACGCUGAGGACCAUGUACUUCGCCUGAGCACCACCCCACACCACCAUCACCGCACUUAAAGCACACACACACAAACCCCGCCUGCCAGUCAAGGAGGGUUGCAUCCCCCCACAACCAGUCAAUCCGGACCUGACACUGUGUAGAGGGAAGAGGGGGGUGGGGGAAGCCCCCUGCAAUGGACUGAGGAUGCAGACAGACGCUGCUUUAAAACAAGAGAGGAAGAACUUGGCACUAUUAUGCAAUAUUAAACCAGCCAACUGCUUUUCCAGGGCACCCCAACUCCGCCCCCACCCUCCUCCAGUCCCUCCCUCCUUUUCUCCGGUCAUGAAGGAGAUCUGUUUAGAUUCCGGAUGUGUAUGGUCAACGUUGCAGAAAUCGUUCCCUUUCGUCAUCAUGCCUUUUACGUCAGCUCAGUUUUUAACUGCAGCACUUCUGCCCUUUUUCGUUUGUUAGUUCAGUUUUGACUUUUUCUUUAUCAAAGGUGGAGGAGAGAAGAAGAAAAGGAUCAGGAGUGUGAAGGGUGGAUCUCUAUCGGUGCAGACCCAUCACGGCGCACAAGCUUGCCACUGGUAUUUCUCUCCUUUCCUCUCCAGCUUUUCUUUUAGCCAAUGGUGACUUAUCAAAAGUGUGAGUGUGUCAAUGGACACUGUGUACUAGGAGACGAACACAAGCUAUUAUUGUGAGCACAGUGCCACCUGGAGUCUGAACGGUGUAAAUGCUCUCUUCAAAAGUCCCAACCUGUCUGGGGAAUAAGCUAUGAUGCUAAUCAUAUGAUUUCCAACUCGUUAUCGUUUGACUUGAACCAAUAAGUGCUGUGCGUAUACACUGGCACACAUCAUAGAGGGUAAUACAAUGAUAUCACACCCUAGGUCAGUCCCCUAUGACAUAGGUCUAAUGUGCUGUCACAUCAACUAACUACAUUGCAAUGUGACCCUGUUUUGAAUUUUCUUUCCUGUACAUCAUGUGUUUUGAUAUUUAAGGUGCUUGUUUGUUUUUUUUUACCAUUCUUUCCAGUAUUUAUUAGUACGCUCAAGAUAUAGUAAUUUAACAUGAGACGAGCGUUUUUAUUUCUGCAUUCUUUCUAUCUCAUUGCUCUUUCGAUCUAUCCGCUCUCUUGGAUUUUAAUUUGUGGUGGGAGAUCCUAAAUUGAAUGACAGAUCAUGUUGCUUUCCCCUGGUGCAAUAAUCUUUUAGCUGAGGGAAGGAAGCUUCUUCUAGAAGAUACGGUUUGAAUAUCUGGAAGUCUGUAGCAGUGAGUUACGAGAAUGUAGCAGAACCCUGAUCUCCUAUGAGAACUCUGUUCACACAAUUGGCACUUACCCGUUGCUCCUCUUUAUGAAGGGGGGUAGAGGGGCUCAGCGGUCUAAUGGUUAUGCCAGUGAGUGUGUCAUGGGUUAGAAUUCAAGUGCCUGGUUUUGGAAAUUAACAGUUAAAUGGAAGUUGUAUGGAUGGAUUAUGACAUGGACAUCCUAGCCUUUAAAAUGUAUUCAAACAAGGAAGUUAAAGGGCAACGUUUAGCUGGGGAAAGUUGACUUUAAGCUACAUUUUGCCUCCUUUUUUUUGACAGACAUUGCAUCGCAUUGAAAUCCUCAUGAUAGAAAAUAUAUAUAUUCUGUGUGUGUGUUAGUUUAUCCUAUUGUCUUUGCCUAAUAGCAGCAGUAUUUUAGCAGAUCAAGUCGUGCUGCACUCUCUCUAUCCUCAUCAGACAUGGAUCUAGCUGCUAUAUCUACAUGUACUCAAGGUGACUAAGAAUCGAGACAUGCCUCAGUCAUGAGCGGCAGGAGAGCUAAGCCGACAUUUCAUUUUUCCCCCCGCCAUAUAACUGAGCAUCCAAACCAAUAGUAGCUAGCUGUCUUCUAGAGUCAACAAUUCGAUGAAUCUUGGAAGUCGGAGAGACUGAGUGAGUGAGUGAGUGACUUGUGUGGUCGCUGCUUAGCUCCUCUGCUCUGUGACGUGAGGCAUGCCUAGUGGUGUUCAAGAGAAAGACAAUAAUCUGCACUAAAAGAAGUGUGUGUCAGACCGAACACAUGCCUCUGGUGCUAUGGGGGGGGUGGCCUCCUUGCCGCACCCCUUUGAGAAUUUGCAGUCUGAGUGGGCCCUUGGGGGGGGGGCAGUGUAGGGAUUCUCGUCCUAACUGUUAGUGGAAACGGUUGCCAUUGAGAACCUCUUGGUUUGACGUUACAAUGAUACAAGGACACAGUUCUCAAGGCAAGGACUGCCCCAAUAGGUGAACGGUAGUGUGGUCCAAUGGUAGAAUCCUGUGUCCCCCUGUAGUUGCGUUUGACUGCCUUCCCAACUCUAGCCUUCCCCUGGCUGGAAGCCAAUGAGUUUGAGCCUUCAUGAUCUUCACUAGUGUCCAAAAAGCCUUUUUAAAAAGCCAGAUUGGAAGAUGUGUGUAUGUACAUUUCACAUUAUUGUAAUGCUCACACCACUUAUUUUUGCUAACCAAAAAAUCUAACAUAUGUAGUUAUAUAGUUAUUCAUCAUAGUAAUAAUAUCAUUAAAGGUAAACGGUAAUAAAAUAUGUAAGAGUUGAUAAUGCAAUAGACUGUUGUUGACUCGUGUCCCGUGGCAAUGUAUAACAUUAAUUUGUUUAUUUUGGCGUGCGUACGGUGGCGGUGAAUGUAUUUCGACAUGUAACGUGUGUCUGGAUUGUUAGACUGUUAUGGAUCGGGAUGUGGUGGACUUGUCUCCUCUGAGUUCUAGAAGUAAGAGGUGCUUCUAUUUCUGUCACUCUUGGCAGCUGUUGUCAGAUCUUCCCUGUUGUCAUAGAAUCCAAAUGGAAUCAUUAGACUUUUUUUAAGAGCAUAAUUGUUCUGAUCCAGAUCGUCUUUCUCAGGCGGGAGUUGACGCCUGUAGAGUAGGGGAGAGCGGGAGAAACCGGGGCUUGUCAAAGUGUUUGUAGACCCACUUUUAAAAAGAUGUAGUUGAUUUAAAGAAUGAGAUGGUUACCUUGACUGGUCAUCUUGAACGUUUAGUACCGAUGCGGCCCGCAGUGUUUUAGGUUAAGCCUUGUGGGUUAUGAGGCCCCUAUAGAGCGAGACUUGGCCUGUAACUGUUGCUUUUCUCCACGCGCAACCAAGGGCACUUCUUGUGCUCAGAAAUACAAAGCCUAUAGGCCUCCAGUAAGUCUGCAAUGUGACAGUCUAUAAUCUCAUUUGUUUUUCCCACUUUCUCCUGACUUUUGCUUCCCGUUGCCAGAGGACUACAUUCCAUAGCCAGUAGAUCUGCCAUCGGAUUCCCCUGAGAAGUGGAGAAAAGAUGGAAGACUAGAGGACAGACAAAGUUAACUGUGUGUGUGUGUGUGUGUGUUGGUUAGUACAGAGUAGGGUAUUGUAGUUAGAUUGGUUUUCGUGCAUGUGGCUGGUUCUGGUGUAUGUGAAGUGAGAAGUAGGGCUAAGUGCCAUUUGAGGGAGGUGGCGUGUAUGGAUCGGGACAUUGUUUAGCAAGCGACAAGCGUAGCUCUUAUCUAAGCUGGCAUUAUGAUGAACGUCAAGGACUAUAGAACAUUCAGAUUUUCCUGGGCAAAAGAACACAUGUUUACAUAUAGCAGAUGUGUUUGCCUAACAUCCUUAUAACAUUACAACUCGCUACAUCGUCAUCCGUAACGUUUUUCAGAUGUUCGUUUUGUUUUCAUCAGUUUUUUUGCUUAGUUUAUAGAUAUUUAUGAGCAAGGCCUUUCUAGGUCCAAAACAUCACCCCAGAGUUUGCUAUACUCUAUGGGAAAGUAGCUAUAUUUACAGUAGCUAUAUGUGUGUUCAUUCCAUUGCCUGUGACUUACAGAUAUACUGGAUUUUGUGUUGUAUAUUCUUUCUUUUCGGGGUGGAAGGUAAAUCUAUGGCAGAGUGACGAAGUCCACAGAAAGUGCCUUUCUUUAUGGUGGUGCUGUAAAACAAAAGUCAAACGGAAAAUCAAAAAGACAUCGAUCCUAUUUUUGAAGAAAAAACACCACACCUGCGUUUUAUGCACAGUGUACACACACACACACACACCAAGAUUGAUACUGAGGACCCGCAGUCUGUUUGUUAAAGACAUUAGAGUAUAUGAUUGUGGUUGAGCGUUCACUUAGUGGUGCAUUUUGAGUCUGGAACAAUGGACUUGGUAGGUUGGUACAGUGGAACUUGCGAGGUCACAGUUAAAACCGGGGUGUGUGUGUGUGACACAGCCUGGCCCACGAAUGACAAACAUAGCACAGCACUUUAUAGACUGCCACUCUCUCUCGGACAUGAAACCAAGAGGUUUUCUGUCUCUGUUCCUCCUCCAAUCCCCGCCUCCCAGAUACAGUUUAGUAUCGAAUAAUUGUUUAUUAUGUGAAUGAGGAGAUUUUCCUCCUCUGGGAAAGGGAAUUGGAUUACGACACCAAACAAAACGGUUGCUAUCGCUACUAAGUGGUCAUUUUUAAAAGCGUGCCUCCAGCUCAUGUGACUUCGCUGAUGAUGGCUCUGUUUUGAGUCGGCCUGCAUUUAUAUGGUUUCUCCUUAAGAAUUUGAAACCACCAACGGUUUUUAAGUGUUCCAAUGUAAGGCAUCCAUAUUAGGAAGCAGGGCAUCCAUAUUAGGAAGUCGUCAGUUGUCUGGCCCAUGGCAUUCUCUCAUCCUAGUGCAAUGCCUCGCCGUGUGUCUGUCUUGUCCUUACUGGAAGGGUAGUGGGCCCAUUUUCAUUGGCGUUUUGGGGCAGUUCGGGUGUAGAAUAAGACUCCGAGGGGGUCUGUAUGAGUCAUUUGGGGUACCCGUCAGUCCAGGGGGGUGAUACCUUUACAAGAGAUUAAAAAAAAAUAUAUAUAUAUAUAUGCGCCUCACUUACCUUGGUAUGCUGCAUAUGUUAUACUACAUGAGAGGAAAAACUGCAAAUAUUGCUUUGGUUAUUACAGUAUAAUGCUUGAUUAAUACCUGACUAUGAUAUUCUUAUAACUAUUUUAGAGACAGAAGUAUAACUGUAAGAUAUUCUUGUUUUAGUUUUUUUGUCUUAACACUUAUCUGACUUGAGCCGAACGUUUUAUGUUGUCGUCCUAUUUAAAUGUGUCGUUCUUUUUAAUAUGUAUAUGAAAUGUAUAUUGCAAAAUAUUUUAUGCUGUAUUUAUUGAGUGCAUAAACGAGCGGCUAGCUAGAGUCUCAUUGGCAGCAUGGUGGAGGUGGAGCUAGGGGACGAGGCCUUAAACCCCCCCCCUCCCUCUCCAUGUUGAAGCCUUAUCCUCCCCCAGACACGCAAGCACAGCAACGUGGUGGUGGGCGGACAGAGGGGCACAGUUGAGCAGGGGGACCUGUUUUUUAAAUGAGGUAUUAAUUAUGUAGACCCCUGCGUCUAGCGGUUUGGUUCCUCGUGAAGGGAGGAGGCCUUCUCAUAUGUCCUCUUACCACCUUCUUGUACUCUCUCUUCCCUCUCUCCUCCCCGGUUCUCUCCUCCCAUCUUGAAGAGGCCACCCCCACAUGUUGCGUCUCAUCUCCUGUAGGGUAGGGGAACCUUUACUGAACCACACGGACUGAGCUGAGCCUUGUUAAAAACCUCACGUCCUCAUCCAGAGCUGCUAAUAUGUUAGCCAUGUAAACUCUCCUGGCCUGGUGAAGUACAGGUGGGUGAGAAUAGAGGAGAAAAGGAGGGAAUGAUGGUGACUGUGCUAAGGCAGAGGAUGUUAGGUGUGGCUUCUGUCCUUUCACUUUUUCCCCCUUGUGCCAGAGACUUUUACACAGUAAGGAGUGGAGUGUAAAGUCUCGUUCCGCUCAAAUACAAGCCUCCGCCUUAAGUGUGUCGUUACUUCGUUGUUGGGUUUUAUUUACGACUACGGAAUGCCUGAGUUGAGUACAAAAAAAUGGCCUAACUCCAAAAUGGCAUCCUCGUGUUUCUUUUCAAACCACUAAUAGUGCUACAGUAGUUGGUGAGCCCCAACGUACAAAAGUGUUUUGUUUCCCCACGUGUAUGGAUGUAAGAACAGGAGCCCGAGGGUUCUGUGUGCUGUACCUGUAUAACGAAUCAAGGUGUUGUAAUAGUUAGUUGCUGUUCUGUUAGUUGUUCCCACCUCACUCUAGGGUCAGAGGUCAGAGGCAUGGAGCUUGGAAGGGGUCGUCAACCCUGUUCAGAACGUUUAAUAGGCUUUUCUACCUAAUACCCACAGACAAAUCCUUUGUUUAAGACAUGUUGACUCCAUUUAGCUGUCUGAUUGAUGUGCAAGCAGACGCUGCUUGUUUUCAGUCCGUUCGCAGUCCAUGUUAAGAUUUUGAAAUGACAUUUGCUCGAGAGAUUAUCGGAUGCUGUUUUCCCAAUGUUACACUGGUUUGAAGACCGAUCUCGUCAGUGGCCAAGAAUGCUGGACUUUUUUUUUUUUUAGAGUUUCCUAUAUGUUUCAUCGGUAUCUUGAGGUUAUUUUUGUAUUUGACGUGCGUCAGUUAGGAUUGUGCGCUGUGAUACCAUUUUGAGUUCUGAGGCACCAGCUAAAAUCAAUGGGUGUUUGAUGAUACGAACAAGGUAGCCACAUGAGUUCCAUGCCUCGAUCUCUCUCCCUUACUACUCUGUAUGUUUCAAACUCUCUGUUGUACCAACAGGUCUUUUUAUUUCAGUUUUAAAUCUCUUUUGUCUUAUAAUUUUUUCUUUUAGGACUUUAGUUUAGCUUUGCUACAAUUUGAAGUGUAUCUUUCACUAAUACUUGUAAUAAAAAGCUUUGCUUUAAAA